AUGUUGAAGAAGGGGAAGUCCCGAUUACUGAAGCUCAGGAGGAGCUUGUUCAAGUUAAAACACCAGACGGGUGGGGGGGAAUCCAGAGGCCCUUAUUGUCUGCUUCCUUUCUCAGCUGAACCCCUGGCCCCAGAGCCCCCAGCAGGGCCCUCUGAGGUGGAGCAGCUACAGGUUGAGAUCAACCAUCUAAAAGAGGAGCUGGAGAGCGCGAGAAGACAGCUCCAGGCCAAGGUGGAAAACAACAAGAUGUUGCUUCUCCUGAGCACCGGACACAAGGAGAGGCUACAAACACAGGAGAAGAGGAUACGUGAACGGGAGGAGAGUAUACACGAAUGGGAGGAGAGGAUAUAUGAAUGGGAUCUGCAUAUACGGAAACAGGAGGAGAGGCUCUGCGAAUGGGGAGAGAGGCUAUAUGAAUGGGAACAGAGGCUACAGGAACGGGAAGAGAGGCUGCAUCAGCAGAAGAAGCUGCCAGGGCAGGAGAGGCCGCGGGAGCUGGAGAGGAUGCUGGAGCCGGGGUGGGAAGACCUCGAUGAGGAGUGGGAAGACCUAUCCAGCGCCUCGGAGGACCUGGCCCUACAGCUGCUGGAGCAGAAAGUACAGAAGAAGCCGGGUGAGCUGAAAGAGAUGAGGCGGGUAGCCCUGGGCUCCUCCCAGGUCUGGACAUCAUCAUCCCAGCUAGAGGCAUGGAGCCCCCCAAUCACAGAGGAAGAGACAGUGUCUGUGGCCUACAGUUUAAAUGCUGGGAAAAAGGACGUGAGAUUUGAGGCUGGGGAAUCUGGAAGCCAGCCACCACAUGCCCUCAUGCCCAGGGUCUUCCUGCAGGUGGAGCUGAAGAGCCAAGAGGCUCAGAGUCUGCAGCAGCAGCCAGACCACUACCUGUAUCUUUGUGAGGCGAGCCUCACUGAUAGCGUGGAGCCUGCACCAGGAGAGGAGAGGGAGGGUUCUCCCCAUGACAACCCCACUGCACAGCAGAUCCAGCAGCUGCUUUCUGUAAUGCAGGACUCCCCAGGCUUGGGUGGAGAAGCUGUUGGCCUGUUACCUGUAUGCUGCCUGGUGACACCUGGUGGAUUUCACGGGGCCUGCCAUGGCACCUACGGGGCACAGUCCGGCCCUGACAGCCAACAGGCUCAGAAGCCUGAUCCAGCAGUGGCCGGGAAGACAGAUACCAGCACCCAACGGCACUGA
This is a messenger RNA of Nomascus leucogenys (northern white-cheeked gibbon), 1188 nucleotides long. RefSeq names its product putative golgin subfamily A member 8F/8G. Bases 1 to 1188 code for a protein of 395 amino acids. The record is from RefSeq and is a predicted model, not a curated record. Gene Ontology annotation, cellular component: cis-Golgi network; Golgi apparatus. Gene Ontology annotation, molecular function: protein binding. The transcript is spliced from 8 exons. Lineage: Eukaryota; Metazoa; Chordata; Mammalia; Primates; Hylobatidae.